UAUUUUUUUGUUUGACGAGAGAUUUUUUUAGUUAGUUUUGAAACUAAUAGCCGAACCGCCUGUGCAAGAGAUUUUUUAAAUUAAUAGCCGAACCGCCGGUUUGGAACGAAUGGGCAAGAUCCAUGGCUUAGUUUUUCUUCACUGUCGCCGCCGAUCUUCUCCGUUUGGCGUCGAAGAGGCGUAGAUCGAAUCCAGUAGAAGUUGUUUAAGAUCUUAGAUUUCAAAGUUAGGGCGAUGAAUCCCGAGGCUGCACGGACUGCGCGGGAAUCGCUGGAUUUGGUGUUCAGAAUGUCGAAUAUUCUCGAAACCGGCCUCGAUCGGCACACGCUUUCGAUCCUCAUUGCGCUUUGUGAAAUGGGAGUCAAUCCGGAAUCUCUGGCCGCCGUCGUUAAGGAGCUGCGCAGGGAAUCACCGGAGUCUUCUUCCGCCGCUGCUCCAGAAGCAGAUCCAUCGCCUCCUUGACGAGGUGGGAGCCAUGAGAGAUUGAAUUACUAGGAGCAGAAAAUGUCAGUCGGCUGAGAAGGAAUUGGUGUGCAUUGUAGCAUAGUGAUUUGGGUAGAAGCAAGCUCAAUAUAUUGUAUCUCAAUCUCUCCACAUAAAAUAGGAUGGGAUCUACUUAUUUUGUUUAUGUAAUCCAUGAAUUGUCUUUACAUCAAAUUGAAUUAAUGA
Messenger RNA from Andrographis paniculata, 669 nucleotides. RefSeq names its product mitotic-spindle organizing protein 1A-like. Gene Ontology annotation, cellular component: centrosome; interphase microtubule organizing center; spindle. NCBI's taxonomy places the organism in Eukaryota, Viridiplantae, Streptophyta, Magnoliopsida, Lamiales, Acanthaceae. Gene Ontology annotation, biological process: microtubule nucleation by interphase microtubule organizing center; gamma-tubulin complex localization; mitotic spindle assembly. The transcript has 2 exons. The record is from RefSeq and is a predicted model, not a curated record. The coding region runs from base 235 to 462 and encodes 75 amino acids.